AUGCAUAAGGAUUGGGAAGCUUUUAGAGUGUCCCAGAAGAAGUUUGUUAGUGAUGAAAAGCGCUUAGCUCAGCUAAAAGCUAAAUUGGAAGCUGAUCAAGCCAAGUUUGAGGCUGAACGUAAAACCGAGGAGUGGUCUGUUGCAGGUUGGAAGAGGAAAGCGGAAGCUGAAUCUGCCCUCCUUUCUGAAGAACGCAAAAAUUGGAAGAGAAUUUGCGAAAAAGAUAAUGCUGAGAAGGUAAAUCUUCGCAAUGUCAUCAACAAUCUCAAGGCUGAGAUUGAAAAGCUGAAGAAACAGGAUGCGGAGAUAGAAAGGUUGAAAAAGGAGAAAGCUGAUGCAGAGGCUGCGCUAGAAGAAGCGCGUUCUCAUAGGGAGCGCAGUGAGCAACGAGAGGUACAAGCUUGCGCCACUCUUGCUCUUAGAGAUAAAGAGUUAGGAGAACUUACUGCUUUGCUUUCUGACCAGGAACAACUUAAAAAGGAUCUGGAACUUGCGUUUUCCGAAAAGGCAAAAACCUCUCGCCGUUUGACUGAAACUGAAGAAAAAUUGGAAAAUUCUGAAACGGCGCGAACCACAGCGGAAAGUGAGCUAGAACCUUUAAAGAGUGAUAUGGCGUGGCUGAAAGAUCGUGGAAUUGCCUGUCUCCCUGUUAUGGAUCUUAUAAACGUUGCGCUUCAAUCUGACGAUCACGUGGCACAACUGAAAGAAAUCUUUCCGGACGACGGUGAAGAUUUGUCGUAA
Messenger RNA from Helianthus annuus (common sunflower), 741 nucleotides. Its product is annotated as serologically defined colon cancer antigen 8 homolog. The coding region runs from base 1 to 741 and encodes 246 amino acids. The record is from RefSeq and is a predicted model, not a curated record. The transcript has 2 exons. Lineage: Eukaryota; Viridiplantae; Streptophyta; Magnoliopsida; Asterales; Asteraceae.